CCAAUCGACCACUCCGUCGGUCCUCCAUGAACUCCGCCGAGACGACGGGGGUCCUACCCCACACUCCCCAUUUCUCCUCACUUCCCCACACGGACCGGGGCCGGGAGCCUCGGCUCACCCGGAUUUGCGGGGCCACUAGCUCCCGGCAGGCAUCGCCGAAUCCGUCCUGUGUUAAAGAUUAUAAAAGGUCGAGGGGGUCUUAAACUGGGACUAAUCGAAACAUCUUAACCGCCUAUUGAAAACCCCCUCGAAAUCCUCACCUCAUUAUUUCCUAACGUUCCGUCACAAUGCCCGGCCAACCACCCCUAACGGGCAUCAAAGUCCUCGAAUUCGCCGGCCUCGCCCCAGGCCCCUUCGCCGGCCUCCUCCUCGCCGACGCGGGCGCCACCGUCCUGCGCAUCGACCGCCCCCCCAGCCCCUCCAACACCACCCCACCCCCGCCGGCCGCCGACCUCCUCACGCGCCACAAGCGCUCCCUGCCCAUCGACCUGGCCCACCCGCAGGGGCGCGCCCUCGUCCUCGCGCUCGCCCGCCAAGCCGACGUGCUCAUCGACCCCUACCGCCCCGGCGUUUUGGAGAGGCUGCGCCUCGGGCCGGACGUGCUGUGCGCGGUUAAUCCAAGGCUGGUGUAUGCGCGUCUGACGGGGUUUAGGAGGGGGGGGAGAGGGGGUGGUGGUGGUGGUGGUGGUGAUGGUGGGGGGAGGGGGCAGGUGGUGGAGGUGAAUAUGGUGGAUGGGACGGCGUAUCUGGCGAGCUUUGCGCGCUUUGCGGGGCGCACGCCGGUCUGGGACCGCCCGCGCGGGGAGAAUUUGCUGGAUUCGGGGUGUCCGUGGUAUGAGUGCUAUGAGACGGCUGAUGGGCGGUGGAUGGCGGUCGGGGCGCUGGAGCCGCGGUUUUUUGGGGAGUUGGUUAAGGGGUUGGGGCUGGAGGGUCAGGGGUGGGAGAAGAGGCGGUAUGAUCGGGCGGAGUGGCCGGAGCUGAGGCGGGUUUUGGAGGGGGUGUUUAAGAGCAGGACGAGGGCGGAGUGGGAGGCGGUGUUUGAGGGGACGGAUGCGUGCUGUACGCCCGUGUAUGAGUAUGGUGAGAUGGAGGAGGAUAUGGUGGGCAAGGAGGGCGACCAGAGGCCGGCGGUUACGCUGCGUGACACGCCGUUGUUGGCGGUGAGGAGGGAUGCCGAGGAUGCCAGCCACGGGCAGGGGCCGGGCGUGGAGGGGGAGGGCUAUGUUGGGCAGGUUCUUGAGCCCGGGCAGGGAGGAGAGGAGACGUUGAAGGAGUGGAUGGGCUGGUCGCGGGGGUGA
Molecule: messenger RNA, 1298 nt
Organism: Chaetomium fimeti
Lineage: Eukaryota; Fungi; Ascomycota; Sordariomycetes; Sordariales; Chaetomiaceae
Product: CoA-transferase family III domain-containing protein
Exons: 3
Coding region: 288-1298 (336 amino acids)
Molecular function (GO): catalytic activity
Source: RefSeq, a predicted model, not a curated record